GAGCUCAACACUGAGGUUGGUUGAACACACACCGUACCAUCAGAGUUACAUUCAGACACACACACGGAGGAUGGACGAACACACACUUUACACUCUGAGUUACAGACAAACACAUUGAGGACAGACAAACAUACAACACUCAGACUUCAGCAGAGAGAGACAGAGAGAGAGAGAGAGACUGCUUAAGCUGGAACAUGGACCGAUCCGACCCCUAGCAGUCAAUCAAAAUGAUGGGCUCUGGCGUUACCGGGGGCAACAAGAAGAAGUCCCAGACCCUGGGAGGGGUGGACCCGGACACCUGCAUGAUGGUGUUCAAGAACCACUGGACACAGGUGGUAAAGAUUCUGGACAAACACGAGCCGAGUCGCUGCGGUGCUCUGAGCUUCUUCUCUGGUCUCUCUGGCGCCUCCCCAGGUGCCAGUGGUGGAGGAGGAGUACUGCGCCUACCCACCAUCCCCUCGGACGAGGCCAGCGCCGUGCACAACUACGUGGAACACAUGCUGUACCUUCUGAUGGAGGAAGAGCCCGGCCGAGGCGGGGCCAUGGGUCCCAUCCUGGAGCUGGUGGUGGUGGAGGGGGUGAUGGAGAGGCUGUUCCUGUGGAGCCUGCGCCGACACUUCACCGUGGACCUGAAGCUGGAGCAGCUCCGGAUGUACCAGAUGCUGCUGAUCCACGCCCGCCAGCCCCUCCUGCACCACAAGCCCAUCCUCAAGCCCCUCAUGGUGCUGUUGGCUUCCUGUGCUGAGAACACCACAGAUGGAGGCGGGCAGGUGGAGCAGGUGGAGCGGGAGCUGGUGUCUCUGCUCCAGCAGCUGUGUGUGUCUCUGGUCCGAGACCCGUCGGUCCUGGAGCUCUUCUUCCACUCCACCCAGGACCAGGGAGCGGCCAACUUCCUGCUGUUCUCCCUGCUCAUCCCCUACACACACAGACAGGGCCCAGUAGGGGAGCAGGCCCGAUCUUCCCUCCUCCUCAUCAUGUCUCUGUCGGCCUUAGAAUCAAGAGUCACCCAACACAUAGUGGAGCACACCUACUUCUGUCCUGUUCUUGCUACUGGUCUGUCAGGCCUCUACUCCGCCUUGCCUGCUAAACUUAAGGUGUACAGCGAAGACUGGCACUCCCUGGAAGAAGCUGAUUGGAUGCAGGUCCCGGCUUUAGUUCACUUCCUGCAUUCUCUGGAGUUCUGCAGUGCUGUUAUCAAGGUGGCUCACCCUUCCAUAAGGUGUCAGUUGCUAGGUUACAUCUACAAUGGCUUCCUGGUGCCUGUCUUAGCCCCGGCCUUGCAUAAGCUGACAGUAGAAGAAGUGAUGACCACCACUGCCUACUUGGAUGUGUUCCUGCGCUGCGUCUCCGAGCCGGCUCUGCUCCACACCUUCCUGUCCUUCAUCCUGCUGCACACGCACGACCACGUGCACAUCCUGGACACACUGGUCAGCCGGAUCAACACCCCCUUCCAGCUUGGGGUGGUGUCGCUGGCCCUUUUCAGGACUCUGAUUGGUCUGUUCUGCGAAGACGUCAUGCUGCAGCUGGUCCUCAGGUAUCUGAUCCCAUGUGAGCACCUGGGCAGCAGGGGGCGCUCCCUGCUGCACGAGAGGGACUGCUACUCCUCCAGCGCCUCCUGCUUCCUCCUCCUCACCCCUUCCUUCUGCCCCCUUCGGCCUCCUCUCUACCCCCACCAGACGGCCCCCCCCCUCCACAGUGAGCACAUCCACUGGCCCCGGGGCUCAGCAGGUGUGUCUGAGGGAGACAGCGUCGCUUACUGUAGAUCCUCUGGCUUCCUGAUCCAAGUCAACUACCUGCACUACCUCCGGGAGGCCCGCCGAGCCAUCUGCACUUCUACCAGGGCCUGUCGGACCUGGUCUGCUCCGUACGAUGGCCUCAGACCCCUCCCUCACGGCGGGGAGAGAAGAGGUGGGGAGGGGGGAGAGGAGAACGGAGGACAGAUGGAGGCGGGAAGGGGAGGAGGGGAGGGGGCAGGAGAGGAGGCAGACUCCGUCACCGUGGGCAACGAGAUGGACCGUUGCAUCUCCAUGUACGAGCUGGAGUGGGACGACAUGUUCAGGGACGACGACCCCGCCAUGAUGUCAUCGUCGACGUCGGCGUCAGGGGUGACCGAGCCCCCCAGACACAUCCAGGAGAUGCGCCGCAGCGCCAUCGUCCUGUUGCGCGGGGGCGGGGCCUACGCGGAGGAGUCAGACUUCCAGGACGAUGUGCUCGUGUACCACCUGGUCGCCCUGAGGGAUGCCAGGACGCCCGGCACCCUGGAGCCAGACACCAGCCGGCUAGCUGCUAGUAGCCAGCUAUGUAACAGUAGCCAGCUAGCUGAUAAUAGCCAGAUAGCUAACAGUGGCCAGAUAGCUAAGAGUAGCCAGAUAGCUAACAGUAGCCAGAUAGCUAACAGUAUCCAGAUAGCAAACGGUAGCCAGCUAGCUAGCAGUAGCCUGCUAGUUAAAAGUGGACAGAUAGCUAACAGUAGCCAGCUAGCUAGCAGUAGCCUGCUAGCUAAGAGUGGACAGAUGGCUAGCAGCGGACAGACAGCUAACAAGACAACGGCCUUGGCGCCACCACAGGUGCGCAGUGUGGCGGAAACAGUGAACAAUAUCAUGUCGUCACGGCGACAGAGCGAAGAUGCAACGAGAGAGGAGAGGAGCAGGAGAGGAGGAAAGGAGACAAGAAGAAUAGAAAGAGGAGGGAGGAGGUGCAAGUCCCUCGUAAACGGUUUCACGAAUUACGACCAGGACUGUCACGCAAGCGCCCUCACACAGCAGCGUAAACACCCCAAACCACAGGACCACGCAUGCCUAAACACACACCAUAACGCGCAACUAAACAAACAACACAACACGCACAUGAACGCACACCAAAACACACGUCUAAACACACACAUGAACAAACACCGAAAGAUGCACCAAAAUCCACACCUAAACACACACCAACACACACACCCUGACACACACAACACGGAGUCCUUGGUCACCGGGGAAGCACCUGGUGACAGCUUCCUGUCUGCGUACCAUGAGCUGAUGCUGUGGUUGGGCAGGGACCCCAACGCUGACCCCGACGACGACCAUGACGACGACCCCAGUGACCUCGUCACAUUCAGGAGACGGGUCCAAGCACUGAGGCAGAAACAGGAAGAGGAGGGGCUUGAGGAGGAAGUGGACUUUAACUCAUGGAAGGAGGACGAGGACGAGGAGAGGAGGAGUGGCAGCAGGGAACAAGGCAUUUCCUUUACAGGUCCAUUCCUCAGCGUUCUGCUCUCUCGGCUGGAGAACCUUCUGGACAACUCCAUCGCCGUCAACCUGCUGCUCACGGGCAUCCUGGCUCAGCUGGCCUCGUACCCGCAACCUCUGCUCAGAUCCUUCCUGCUCAACACACACACACUGAGCACACGCACACUCUAUCAGGUGCUAUCGUCAGUGCGUGUGCAAAUAGAGAACUAUAUGUCUGACAGACCAGACUACGUUUCCAUGGUAACACAGGCCUGGAGGUUCCUAUUGGCCAAGGACCAGAGGGUCGGAGCUCCCAGCGGGACGGGUGCCCCCCCGCUGCCCCCCUGCCCCCCCAUGCAGUCCCAGGACAAGGCGAGGGUGUUCGCCAUCGUCCUGUACGGAGAGUUCCUCAAAGAGCUGGCGGCGCUGGCCCAGGAACACAGCAUCACGCCCUGACCUACUGGGUAUACUGGUGUUACUGGUCUGAACCAGUAGCAUCACACCCUGACCUACUGGUUAACCUGGUGAUACUGGUGAUACUGGUCUGAACCAGUAGCAUCACACCCUGACCUACUGGUUAUACUGAUGAUACUCGUCUGAACCAGUAGCAUCACACCAUGACAUACUGGUUAUACUGGUCUGAACCAGUAACAUUACACCAUGACCUACUGGUUAUACUGGUCUUACACAGUAGCAACAUGCUAUGACCUACUGGUUAUACUGGUGAUACUGGUGGUACUGGUCUGAACCAGUUGCAUCACACCCUGACCUACUGGUUAUACUGGUCUGAACCAGUAGCAUCACACCCUGACCUACUGGUUAUACUGGUCUGGACCAGUAGCAUCACACCAUGACAUACUGGUUAUACUGGUCUGAACCAGUAACAUUACACCAUGACCAACUGGUUAUACUGGUAGCAUUACACCAUGACAUACUGGUUAUACUGGUGAUACUGGUCUGAAACAGUAGCAUCACGCCAUGACAUACUGGUUAUACUGGUCUGAACCAGUAGCAUCACACCAUGACAUACUGGUUAUACUGGUCUGAACCAGUAGCAUCACCACAUGACAUACUGGUUAUACUGGUCUGAACCAGUAGCAUCACACCAUGACAUACUGGUUAUACUGGUCUGAACCAGUAGCAUCACACCAUGACAUACUGGUUAUACUGGUCUUAAACAGUAGCAACAUGCUAUGACCUACUGGUUAUACUGGUUAUACUGGUCUUAAACAGUAGCAACAUGAUAUGACCUACUGGUUAUACUGGUCUGAAUCAGUUGCUUCACACCAUGACAUACUGGUUAUACUGGUCUGAAUCAGUAGCAACAUGCUAUGACCUACUGGUUAUACUGGUUAUACUGGUCUGAAUCAGUAGCAACACACUAUGAUACACUGGUUAUGCUGGUUAGAUCGGUUGCACUGGUUUUACUGGUUACACUGGUAAGAACAAGCAGGAUCCCACCAUGUCAUACUGGUUAUACUGGUCCUAACUAGUAACAUCAUAUCAUAAAAUACUGCUUUUACUGGUUCAUUGUUUAUGCUGGUUGUACUGGUUAUACUGGUCAGCUCCCAGUGUGGUAAUGCUAGUUAUCACCCAGAAUAGAUCUUAGUUAAUAUGUGUGUGCCACAGUUGCGUGCUACAGUUAAUUUGUAUACAAUUAAAGGCAGGAAGCAUUGAUUUAUACUGUAAAUUGCAUACAAUUAUAUUUAUAUAUAUUUGAAUACAGAUUAUCGGAAUCAAUUUGAACAGAAUAGUAUUUUGAAGAGAUUGAAUAAGAGCAAUAGAUUGACUGUGAUAAUGUGGAACGUAUUCAGUAUAUGUGGCUUAACACUCUUGAGGAAAAGGCUUAAAGAAUAUUGUGUCAGAAACAGCCUUACUCUGAAUGAACCUUAGAAUAACCGAGUUGGACCAAGAAUGUGAACAUCAUCCUAUGCUACGUCAAACUCUUGUAGAUUUCCUUUGUUUAAACUUUGACAUUUUCCCUAUCCUAACUUACUGGUAAAUGUUGAUUUAAACCAAUGAAAUCCCCAGAGCAGUGCCCUUUAUUUGCACUAUGUUGAACAUAACUGUGUUAACUAUUGUAACUGAUAUCCUUUAGAUUUCUGCUUUUACUAUGGUGAUUGAUAACUUUUAGAAUACUGCUGUUACUAUGGUGAUGGAAACCCUUCUGAAUGCUGCUGUUACUAUGGUGAUGGAAACCCUUUAGAAUUCUGUUACUAUGGUGACAAAAUUAACUUCAGAUUGCAGCGGUUACUCUUGUGAUGUGUAGCCUUUAUAAUACUGCUGUAACCAUGGUGAUGGAUAUCCUUUAGUAUACUGCUGUAACCAUGGUGAUGGAUAUCCUUCAGUAUACUGCUGUCUCUAUGGUGAUUGAUGUCCUUUAGAAUGCUGCUGCUACUAUGGUGAUGGAUACCCAUUAGAAUGUUGCGGUUACUGUUGACUGAUACCCUUCAGAAUGCUGCUGUUACUAUGGUGAUUUUAACAGCCAUGGAUGUAUAUUGUCAGAAUGUAUGUCUAGUUUAUUUUAUAUUUAUUUUAUGUUUCUGAGCAAUGUACUUAUUGUAAGUCGCUUUGGAUAAAAGCGUCUGUUUAUUGUCCUAAAUGUAAAUAUAAAUGUUUAUGUGUGUCUUUAUUGUGUGUGUUUUCUGCCCUCGCUUUCUCCUUGUAUUAUGUGAUUAAACUCUUGCCAAACCGAAGACCAUUAAAUGCAUUUUGACAAUCAAACUCA
Molecule: messenger RNA, 5937 nt
Organism: Gadus morhua (Atlantic cod)
Lineage: Eukaryota; Metazoa; Chordata; Actinopteri; Gadiformes; Gadidae
Product: protein FAM160A1
Exons: 17
Coding region: 228-3665 (1145 amino acids)
Source: RefSeq, a predicted model, not a curated record